AACACCAUCACUAUGACCGAUGGGGACUAUGACUAUCUGAUUAAACUCCUGGCCCUUGGAGAUUCAGGGGUUGGGAAGACGACAUUUCUUUAUAGAUACACAGAUAAUAAAUUCAACCCUAAAUUCAUCACUACAGUGGGAAUAGAUUUCCGGGAAAAACGUGUGGUUUAUAACACACAAGGACCAAAUGGAUCUUCGGGAAAAGCAUUCAAGGUGCAUCUGCAGCUUUGGGACACUGCAGGACAAGAGAGGUUCCGGAGCCUCACCACUGCGUUUUUCAGAGAUGCCAUGGGCUUCUUGUUAAUGUUUGACCUCACCAGUCAACAGAGCUUCUUAAAUGUCAGAAACUGGAUGAGCCAACUGCAAGCAAAUGCUUACUGUGAAAAUCCAGAUAUAGUAUUAAUUGGCAACAAGGCAGACCUGCCAGACCAGAGGGAAGUCAAUGAACGGCAAGCCCGGGACCUGGCUGAAAAAUAUGGCAUACCAUAUUUUGAAACAAGUGCUGCGACAGGACAGAAUGUAGAGAAAUCUGUGGAAACCCUUCUGGACUUAAUAAUGAAGCGAAUGGAACAGUGUGUGGAGAAGACACAAGUCCCCGACACCGUCAACGGUGGAAAUUCUGGAAAGCUAGACGGGGAAAAGCCCGCAGAGAAGAAAUGUGCCUGCUAAACUCUACCUAGGAACUGAUAAUCAAGAACCCCACCCAAAUAUUCCUCCCCAAAGCAAUGAUAAGCCACACAAUCAUUGUUGAGUAGACCAUGAACAAUGGCAUGUCUUUCUUUUUCUGCCAGAUCUGUUUUUAAGAAAUCAGAGUAAGUCAACAGUGUUCAAACAAAUUGACCAAUUCUCCUUGAGCCCCUUCUAAACACAAAUCAAAGAUUUUUUUUUUUAAGGUGAUCUCACCAGCAUGGAUGUUUUUUUUUUUUUUUAAAUAAAGAAGUUGAGCAUAUAAGAGAAAAUAUAAGAAAGAAAUGUUGGUGAGUUUUAAAUGAGAACAAACAUUGCCUUUUCACAUUGGAGAAGGAAGGAUGACUAAAGGUGAACAUGGCAAGUUGCCUUUAAAAAAGAUUAUAUUUACUUCUUGUACAGAAUCUGAUACCUAGUUCCACAUUGGCAUUGGGGAAAAUAUAAUAGCAACAAUGGUUAUACAAUGAAG
Urocitellus parryii (Arctic ground squirrel) is the source of this 1156-nucleotide messenger RNA. RefSeq names its product RAB27B, member RAS oncogene family (gene Rab27b). Gene Ontology annotation, molecular function: GTP binding; GTPase activity. The record is from RefSeq and is a predicted model, not a curated record. NCBI's taxonomy places the organism in Eukaryota, Metazoa, Chordata, Mammalia, Rodentia, Sciuridae.